AUGCCUAUCUGCACGCUGCCGAUAGUGACAAUCUACGAGGACUUUGACAAGCUGAGCGCGAAGGAGGUGUACUUCACGGAGUCGGGCGACAAGGUGACGGUGAAGCUGCUGCACUUUCCCAACCUGAGCCCCGAGGAGCAGGAACACCUGAAGAACAUGUCGGACAGCGGCGACGACGGCGGGCACGGCGAGAGCUUCGGGGCGGCGUCGGGCGGCGGCAGUGGGACCAGCGGAGCACCGGAGCCACCGCGCAACCGCAAGCGGUCCUUCGCGCGCAAGCUGUCGAACGAUGCGCGCAAAAGCGCCACGUCGUCGCUCGGUGCUCGGCGAAACUCGAAGGACACCGGGGGAGAGCUGGGCGGACCAGCUGGAGGCCCGGCGGCAGGCGGCACAUCGAGCCACCCACCGACCCACCAUCAGUCGGCGCAUCACUAUCAUCAUCAUCAUCACCACUACCACCACCAUCACCCGACGUGCCCGCCACCGCAGACGCCAGCUGCCCACGCUCAUCACUAUCAUCUUCACCAUCAUCACCAUCAGGCGGUUGGGGAUGUGUCGCCGCCGCAGCCAGUGUCGUCACCGUCGCGUCAUCGCAGUCCAGUCGAAGCCACGGCGAAGGGCCACUAUCAGCAGCUGCCGAUACUGCAUCAUCCGGCUCAGGAGGGCGGUGGCGCACUGCUGCGGCACCACCGGCUCAGCACCAACCGGUCGCCCUCGCCGAGACUGUCCUCGGCAGCGGCAAACCUGUGCCCGGGCUACGAGCAGUACCAGAUGUCGCUGCUGGAGGUGCCCAUGCCACGUGACUACGGUGAUGCGUCGAGCGACGAUCUGAGCUCCGAGUGGGACUCGGACGUACCGGACAUGCGUCACGAGCCGGGAGCGAAGCCGUCCGGAUGGCGCAAACUUCGCAACAUCGUCCAGUGGACACCAUUCUUCCAGACGUACAAAAAGCAACGCUAUCCCUGGGUGCAGCUAGCCGGCCAUCAAGGAAACUUUAAGGCGGGCCCCGACCAGGGCACGGUGUUGAAGAAGCUCUGCCCCAAGGAGGAAAAGUGUUUCAAGGUUCUGAUGAAGGACGUUUUGCGACCGUAUGUGCCGGAGUACAAGGGACAGGUGAACAGCGAAGAUGGCGAAUCAACAUAUAUUCAGCUGCAGGAUUUACUCAGUGACUUUUAUCAGCCGUGCGUGAUGGAUUGCAAAAUAGGCGUCAGGACCUACCUGGAGGAGGAACUUUCCAAAGCCAAAGAGAAGCCGAAACUGCGCAAGGACAUGUAUGAGAAAAUGAUACAAAUAGAUCAGAACGCUCCCACCGACGAUGAGCACCGCGCCAAGGGUGUCACGAAGCCACGCUACAUGGUCUGGCGGGAAACUAUCUCCAGCACGUCCACGCUUGGAUUUCGAAUAGAGGGCAUCAAAAAGAGCGAUGGAACGAGUUCGAAAGAUUUCAAAACAACCAAAUCACGUGAGCAGAUUUGCGAAGCGUUCCGCGAGUUCAUCGAAGAUUUUCCGCAUGCAAUGCCCAAGUACAUACAGCGGUUGAAGGCGAUCCGGGCGACACUGGAGUAUUCGGAGUUCUUCAAGAGCCACGAAGUGAUCGGCAGCUCACUACUGUUCGUUCACGACCGGCACAAGGCAAGCGUGUGGCUGAUCGAUUUCGCGAAAACCGUCGCCUUGCCCGAGACCGUGGCGAUCACGCACGAUGGCACGUGGAAGGUGGGCAACCACGAGGAUGGCUACCUGAUCGGCAUCAACAACCUGAUCGAGAUCUUCAGCGAAGUGCACGACCGCCAGACACUGCAGUCGCUAACGGAGCGGAUACCGAGACUUUCGUUGCCAGACGACAGCAACGGCAUCGGCGAAACCGCACCAGAUGCGCAUUUCGAGCCGCGCAAAGCCAACAGUGAUAUUUCCACGGCCGGCUCACCCACUACUUCCGACCGGUGCAGCAGCGAAACGCUCAGCUGUUUGAACAACAAUAACUACGACUGCAAGGCGACGGACGAGACACCGGUCCCGGUCGUCACCAACAGCGCACCGGACGGGUCGGCCCUGCGAGACUGCCUUGGGUCGAACUCGAGUUAAGCCGGCGGAGGAAGCUGGCCAACCCGCUGGCCACCUGCAAGGCAGCGUUCCGAGCUAAAACAACAAUAAACGACUGAUUCAUCCAGGGAAGAGUGAGAAGCGUCGAUUGGUCAGUAAUGUGAUUGAUCCGAGGGUGCCCAAUCGCUGACGCGUAGCACAACAGAACACCACACUAUUGAGGAACGACGGAUCCUUCGCCGCCCUCAGCAUAGAUAUUCCCGUUUGCUGUCGACAACCGUUGCAGUAGAAAAAGAAAGAGAGAAAGAAAGAGAGAGAGAGACAGAGAGAGAUGGUUGUUUAUUUAUCAAAAUACUGUAUCACACAACCAACAGCCUAAGUAAUUUUAAAAGCUAUGUAGCGUACGAGUACGAUGUAAAUUAAUUUAGUAUGGUAUACGUUAAUAGACACAUCUGAUGAUGAUUA
This is a messenger RNA of Anopheles bellator, 2505 nucleotides long. RefSeq names its product inositol-trisphosphate 3-kinase A-like. Gene Ontology annotation, biological process: inositol phosphate biosynthetic process. The record is from RefSeq and is a predicted model, not a curated record. The coding region runs from base 1 to 2082 and encodes 693 amino acids. The transcript is spliced from 7 exons. Gene Ontology annotation, molecular function: inositol tetrakisphosphate kinase activity; inositol-1,4,5-trisphosphate 3-kinase activity. NCBI's taxonomy places the organism in Eukaryota, Metazoa, Arthropoda, Insecta, Diptera, Culicidae. Gene Ontology annotation, cellular component: cytoplasm; nucleus.